This is a messenger RNA of Capsicum annuum, 384 nucleotides long. RefSeq lists its product as uncharacterized. Lineage: Eukaryota; Viridiplantae; Streptophyta; Magnoliopsida; Solanales; Solanaceae. The record is from RefSeq and is a predicted model, not a curated record. The coding region runs from base 1 to 384 and encodes 127 amino acids. The transcript has 2 exons.
AUGGAUUGCAGUGGAAUGGACUUGAGUGGAGUGGAAUGGACUGGAGUGGAAUGGAAUGGAGCAGUCGAGUGGAGUGGAAUUUACUGGAGUGGAGUGCAGUGGAAUGGAAUGGAAUGGAAUGAAGUGGAGUUGAGUGGAGUGGAGUGGAUUGAAGUGGAAAGGAAAGGAGUGCAAUGGAAUGCAGUGAAAGGAGUUCAAUGCAAUGGACGAAAUGGAACACAACGGAAUGGAACAAAACGGAACGGAACGGAAUGGGUGCUGAGAUUGUUCCACUGCACUACAGCCUGUGUGACAGAGGGAGAUCCUGUUGAAAGAAAGGAGUGGAAUGGGAUGGCGUGGAGUGGAAUUGAGUGGAAAGGAGUGGAGUGGAUUAGGGUGGAAUGA